Cavia porcellus (domestic guinea pig) is the source of this 1737-nucleotide messenger RNA. It is a transcript of the gene CUNH8orf76, whose product is annotated as chromosome unknown C8orf76 homolog. The transcript is spliced from 7 exons. Bases 45 to 1169 code for a protein of 374 amino acids. NCBI's taxonomy places the organism in Eukaryota, Metazoa, Chordata, Mammalia, Rodentia, Caviidae. Gene Ontology annotation, molecular function: protein binding. The record is from RefSeq and is a predicted model, not a curated record.
CGGAGCCGCUCCAGGAGCAGGCGGCUGUGUUCCCGGCGUGCGCCAUGGAGCCGGACUGCUGGCUGAUCGGAGGCGAGUUCGAAGACUCGGUGUUCGAGGAAGGACACGAGCGGCGGCCUGGGCCCCCCGCGCCCUGCGGCGCCAAGCACUGCGAGCCGCAGUGGUUUGAUGAAGAAACAGAGAGCAGUGAUGAUGUGGAAGUUCUCACUGUCAAGAAGUUCAGAGGAGAUCUGGCGUACAGACGUCAAGAGUAUCAGAAAGCGCUACAGGAAUAUUCCAGCAUCUCUGACAACUUGUCCCCUACCAACUUUGCCAUGAGAAGAGACGUCCAGGAAUCCCAGGCUCGCUGUCUGGCUCACUUGGGAAGGCACCUGGAGGCACUGGAGAUCGCUUCCAACUUGGAAAAUAAAGCAACCAACAUAGACCACUUGACUGCUGUGCUCUACCUCCAGUUUGGUAUUUGUUCGAGUUGGCCAAACUUGGAGAAAAUGAUCUGCUGCCUGCAGAAGAUGAUCGCUCUGCAUCCGUUUGAUCCUUGGACCUGGGGCAAGUUGGCAGAGGCUUACCUGAGCCUGGGGCCAGCUCCUUCGCCAUCUUCUGCAUCACUUCAGGGACACAACAGUUUCACUUCCAGUGACAAAACUAUCCAAUCUGCCUUUCCACAUUCACAAAGAGACUGUCUUUUGUGUUUUCCUGAAACCUUGCCUGAGAGCUCUGUGUUUUCCAUGGAAGCAAGAAGAGGUAAUAGCCAGAAACACGAGAACACCCUGGAAAGGAUUCCAAACAGUGGGGCAGAGAAGAGUGGGAGCACGUUGCCCGAGACACAGAUGAAAGCAUGCGCCUCUUUGAUGCGUGCCAGGCUUUUGCUGCAGCUCACCCAGUCUCAGCAGAUGUCCUUUGCUUUGGAGAAGAACUUAAGGACUCAGCAGGAAAUUGAAGACAAAAUGAAAGAAUUCCACUUCCAAGAGGCCACCCUGCUGCGGAUCGCUGAGGUUAUGGGAGAAGAUAUCAUCCCAGAAAAAAUGAAGGAUGAAGUUUUCGCAGAGGCGAGGAGUGGCUCUGUGCCACUGCCUGGCCAGGUCUCUGCCUCCCUGGAAGGGUUUGAAGACAGGUGGUUCAGGAAGAUCUCGAAAGAUCACUUCCACAGUGAGAUACAGACUGUGGCCUGAGCCAGGCACAGAGACCAUGGCCUUCGUCAGCAGAUGAUUGGGAUGGAAGAGGAGGGCUGGAGGAGCUCUUUGUAGCUAGAAUUACCAGCAAACCUGGACAUUGUGGUCUUUUAUUCCAUCUCGCUCAACAUCGGGGAUGGACCAGAGCAGUCCUGAGGACUUCCCUUGAACACACCUGCUGCCUGCCUCGUCUUCCCGUGAGCGACCCCGCACAUGAAACAGAAGACUGCAUGGUUAAUGGGAAUUUGGACUUCAGAGCUGUGAGAAAGUGUGAGGGUCCCACAGCAGCUCCCUGGGAACCCCGUGCUCUCCGCCACGGCAGCAGCCGCGUGACAUGGGUUGUCAGAUUUGCCUCCAGUGGUGGAGCCCGUCGCCCCUGCUCCCCACCUGCAUCCUCAUCGUCCAGGAGGCACCCUGGGGAGGGCCUAUCCCUGUGGAGUUGGGCCACCAGCACCCCAGGAGGCUGCUGCCACCUGACAGUGCAGCUUUUCCCAAAGAUGGCCUUCACUUUAGGAAGUCUUGGUCAAAAGCGCUACAAAAUGAAUACAAAACCAGUUUUAAAAAAUUA